Molecule: messenger RNA, 1422 nt
Organism: Manihot esculenta (cassava)
Lineage: Eukaryota; Viridiplantae; Streptophyta; Magnoliopsida; Malpighiales; Euphorbiaceae
Product: L-galactose dehydrogenase
Exons: 5
Coding region: 179-1150 (323 amino acids)
Biological process (GO): L-ascorbic acid biosynthetic process
Cellular component (GO): cytosol
Molecular function (GO): L-galactose dehydrogenase activity
Source: RefSeq, a predicted model, not a curated record
AUUUCCAUUUUCGUAAUCAGUGCUACGGUUUCUGAUCAUUUUCCUUAGUCACUUGUCAUUAAACUACUGCUAUCAUAUUCUCCAAUGUCUAUUUAUAUCUUUUCUCGCUCCCCCAUUUUCUUCGGUAACCGGCUUCUUCCCUCUUUCUCACUUCCGAAGCUCUCACUAGCCCACUCUCAUGGCAGCUCCACCCUCAAACCUCGAGCUCCGACCCUUGGGAAACACCGGGCUGAAGGUCAGUUCUGUGGGUUUUGGAGCCUCCCCUCUUGGUAGUGUCUUCGGCCCUGUCUCCGAAGACGAGGCUAUCGCCUCCGUCCGUGAAGCCUUCCGGCGGGGCAUCAAUUUCUUUGACACCUCUCCGUAUUAUGGAGGAACAUUGUCAGAGAAGAUGCUUGGUAAGGGACUUAAAGCCCUAGGAGUUCCUAGAAAUGAAUAUAUUGUGUCAACCAAGUGUGGGAGGUAUAUAGAGGGCUUUGAUUUUAGUGCUGAAAGAGUAACUAAGAGCAUUGAUGAGAGUUUGGAAAGAUUGCAGUUGGACUAUGUUGAUAUACUGCAAUGCCAUGAUAUUGAGUUUGGGUCUCUGGACCAGAUUGUGAAUGAAACAAUCCCUGCCCUUCAGAAACUAAAGGAAGCAGGGAAGAUUCGUUUUAUUGGUAUAACUGGACUCCCAUUAGAAAUCUUUACUUAUGUGCUCGAUCGGGUUCCACGUGGUGCAGUUGAUGUGGUUCUCUCAUACUGUCACUAUAGUAUUAAUGAUUCAACCUUGGAAGAUUUACUGCCUUACUUGAAAAGCAAAGGUGUGGCUGUAAUUAGUGCUUCUCCACUUGCAAUGGGACUCCUUACAGAGAAUGGCCCUCCAGAGUGGCACCCUGCCUCUCCUGAGCUAAAGUCUGCGUGCCGAGCUGCUGCUACCUAUUGUAAAGAGAAGGGGAAGAGUAUUACUAAGUUAGCAUUGCAAUACAGUUUGUCGAACAAGGAUAUCUCUACAGUACUGGUUGGCAUGAACUCUGUUGCACAGGUUGAGGAAAAUGUUGGUGCUGCCAUAGAACUUUCUACAUUUGGGAAGGAUCAACAAACACUGGCUAAGAUUGAAGCUAUUCUGAGCCCUGUCAAGAAUCAGACAUGGCCUAGUGGAACCCAAAAGAGCUGAUGAUUUGGCCAUCAUAUAUCCUUUACAAUUCUGCCCCACCCCAAGAAAAAAGAAUGCGUUGAAAAUGGAAAGAGAGGAUCGCCUCUCAUUAAUUUAUUAUUAUGCACACAUGGAUCUGAAGCUUAAUAAAUUGUAUGAUUUGUUCAUUCCUCUCAUCAGACGUUUAAGAACUUGGAUUUGGUUUGUGUUUUCAAGCCGUUGUAAAACUAUAUAUAUAUAGCACAAUCAGCUACAACACUACCUAAAUAAGUAUGAUUACACUUUCUAAUUAA